CUGGUUUUGUGAAUGCGACUUGAUGGAGAGAGGUUCAGUGUAGGAGAUCGAAAAUUUCAAGUUGCAAUUGUGAUCGGCGCAAUGCAACUGUUAAAAUUUGAGAUCCUCUUCACAACCUGCUACAAGUUGCAAUAUGCUGAAACCAGGAUGCGAUGAUGUUCCGUACGAGGCGGAGUAGAUGCUAGAAAAGGUUGUUCGGUUGAAAUAGGACACAAACGGCCGAAGUUUGAGUUGGGAAUUCGUAAUCACAAAAGUUGAAGUCAAUUAGUUUGUCAAGAAGCGGAAAAGGCUUCCAAUCAUGAUGAAGCUACCAAAGGACAUUGUCUAUUCUGAAGUAGAGAACAAGCAUGGGUCGAUAUUCGUUUCUUCGCAGGCUCCAAUGACCACUUUGGUUCACUGUACAGCACAUAACCAAGAAGGGCCCAAAUUUCCAUGCGAUCAUGUGCUUCGGGUUCACCACAUAAAUAGGACACGCACACGUCCUUUCCACCUGAUUGACUCUUUACAUGCAGCUGCAUAUCAACAUAGGUCCCAGUGGACCAUGUACCCUUGGAAUGUUCCUGCUGUGCAAUUAGGACAUAGUCCCUUUUCUCAAUGAGAGACUGCUCUGUCGUCACUGCCUCUACUGCUCUUAUAGCCCUGUACUUUGUGCUCUGUGUAUGCUAGUCAAAUAAUCUUUAUGUGAUUUUCAUACUGCAAUUUACAUUGAUCUAAAUAUUCAUUCUCAGGUGUUGGAGAGCAUCGAUUAUGUGAAGGGAGUAAGGGGCACCAUACGAACGAACAUACGAAAAAAGGCAGACUCGUCUGUCGCAUUCACUUGGAGAGAACCCGCUGAUGAAGUCCUUCGUUGAGAAACGUAUCGCAAACAAAUUUAGUUCCAGUUGUAUACUCUUUGCCCAAUGCCCAGAUUCAGUUCUUCAAGCUCAUGCGAUUGCCAUUUGGAAUCCGUGUCAACCGUUUUACCCCAACAACAGAGUCUUUCCCAGUGCUUCAUGCUGGCCUCGUUGAGGUUCAUCUGUGACUUGUUCAUCGUCGGCCCCGUAAUCUCUACAACUGACAUCUUCGAUCUCAAGUGCAAGAUGCCAACGUCUGACGAACAUGAUCUGAUGUCUCGGCCGGUUCGAGUGACCAGGCUCUUCUGAAGAUCAUGGACACGUUUGAUGUUCUCACAUGCUCGUGAAACCGGAUUUUGCUCUCUUAGGCGGUUGUUUCCCUCCAUAUAUCAAACACAGUCUGAUCUGAAAUCAGGAGACGCUGCUUGCACGAUUGACGAGGAUGGACCAGAAGAGUAGACGGCUUUCGUCUCGGAAGGGUGUUCAGAUACUGAGUGAAGGAAACUUCAUGAAACGUCUAAUCUCAAGGCCCAUGAGGAAAGCAUUGGAGUUUGUCGAAGAAAACGGAUGUCUGCCGUAUCUGGGCCGUGAGGAGUUUGCAGGCUUAUUCAAAGUAGGAAACUUCCCGUCAGCUCGACGUGCAGAUAUGCGGUUGCAGAUCCUUGCUGCGUUGGGAAAGUGCAGGAUGUUGAAAGUCUUAGAUACAGUUAAUCUCAACACCUGUGAACUGACUGUUCCCGAAUGGGAAGCCUUCCUGACACCACUGCAGUAUAAUCCGGGGCUGGAGGAAGUGCAUUUCCAUCCACUCGCAUGUGUCGAGACAGAGGUGGCUAUAGGUAUCCAAUGGAGGAAGAUACUUGGAAACGCGCAAGGCAUGAAAAGGUUAGUUGUCAAGGCUGGUGAGAAGCUCCAUGAUGUGCAGGGCAACACAGGGCCCGUGCAAGUGAGGGAAUCAAUUCUUACACAACUUGCCUUGGGGCUGAAAGACAAUCCCUGCCCUCGGAUAGAAUAUCUUGAAAUCUCAGAUUGGUACACAGGGAGAGCAGCUAUUCCGAUAGGUCAAAUCAUUUCCUGCUUACCGAAACUUCGUAAUCUUUUGUUGAGCGGCACUUGCAUGCUAGAAGAAAAUGAGGUGGACGGGUUGUCUGAAGGCUUGAUGAAGAGCAGGAGUUUACGGCAAUUGAGGAUUAGAGAUGCAGAAAAAGGAAUGGCAGAUGUUUUGUUGAAGGCCUUCUCAGAAACUUGCACGCUCGACCAGCUUAAUUUGGAAAAUCAAAUUCAGGGAUUGGAAGAAUCGCUGCCUCUUUUGCUGUCAACCAGUCUCACGCACAUCAAUUUACUGAACUGCAGUCAGUGGCAGUUCGAUUUUCACAAAGCUGAUUGCGAUCAGUGGAAAGUUGCUGGCACUCACUUCCUCCGUGCUUCCAUUGUGAAAGAUUGCAAGUGGGUUUUUUCCGACCUUCUGAAGUCGAAUUUUGAAUGUCUGGUAGAUGGCUUGAGGAUGUUCUGGGGCGAUAGCCCUGAAAAACCUCUGAUCAAUCUCAGUAUCGUAGUGACCCCGGAGUGUAGCGAUAUCAGUGAAUCACAUGAGUUUCUUUCUGUAGCCCUUAGUAAUACCUUCCUCACCGAUCUUCACAUCGACCAGAGAUCUGAUCAGUCGAGACUCUACGGCUAUGACCACACCUUCGAGUACAGCAUUCAGAGUAGAGGGAUCGAUCCUGGACAUCAGAAACUGGUGAUCUCUUUUGCUCCAGACGAAUUUGGAGGUGUGUGGGAGAAGUUGAUACCUUGUCUACAAAACAACGAUUGCCAAAGCAUCCAGCGUCUUUGUUUGGAAGGUUGCGAACUCGAUGAGAAUCGGUCACGAGAUUUAAAGGAGCUCAAUAGACUCAUCCCAACGAUAGAGGUGAAUGGCAUCCCAUGGGAGCAUGAUAACGAGAUGUUCCAGGGAGCUAUCGUGUUGGCAAGCUAGUUCCUGAUAUUGCCAAAUGCCAAAUGGUCUAUGAUUUGAUGAAGGCAAAACAGUUUCUCUGAGCAAUAUUCCAGCAGGCUACAUGCUACGGCCUCUUACAAGCAUGACGCGGACGGCAUUCUGAAAACUUCUACCAUGAGAGGCUUGCAGUCGUCUCGGGAAGGUGAUAAUCAGGUCAUUUUGCUCCCAACUGGCCAACCGGAAGCACAUUGCUACGGCUAAUAGGUCUCGAUCAUGAGACUGACCAGCAAUGUGAAAAGGAGAUCCAUCUGAGAAUGGAUGGCUCUCCCGGCGUAAGUCAAUUCUGGACGCUCAAUGGAAAACUGUCAGCCAGGAGGACGUACAGAGCAUGCUGCCCCAACUGGAUCUAUGCCACAAACUCAAGACAGAAGAGAAAACAUGGUGUUCUUUUGUUCCCAAUAUCAUUGAGGCGCAGCGGAGGAGGCUAUUGCUGAAGGAAGUAUGGAAAGGUAUAAGCUGAAGUAGGAUUCAAUCUGAUCUAACUGAUGCGCAGGGACUCAGAGAAGACGUCCUUGGUCCACCUUCUGUCCCCGCUUCCAGAAUCGACUUUGAUCGUAUCUCGGUGCACCAACGUACAAGUCACGUUCGCCUGUGGAGACGUGGAGGUGUACGAUGAUUCUCAUCACAUUUCUGUCGAAAGUGCCGGAAUGACAGAACACCAUGUAGAUUUAUCAUCGUUAAAUGAUCCAAGAAACGCGAGCCAUCCUUCUAGUUUGUCAAGGGCGUGAGUCAACCCCAAGAGCACAGAGGCGAGACACAAGCUGUGGCCGCCGAGAAGCACAAGAAUCAGUUCAAGGCUGCUGGGACGAUAAUUCUCGAAAGGUGCAUAGGAUACAAGAGUUAAACCUCCCAAUGCUGUCUACUCGUCUCCAUGACAUAAAAUUCCAUAAUCAUUAGUGUGUAACUUGUAAAUCUGCUCAAUAAAAACAAUUAGUGACAGUUUGAAAUCUAAUUUAGGAAGUAAAAUUCCUAUCAUGAUCACAAUACAUAGUUGUGAAAAAGAAGAAUGUGGCAUACUUGUAUUUAAAAGCUUAUCUCAACAAUUCAAUCUUUCU
This is a messenger RNA of Marchantia polymorpha subsp. ruderalis, 3881 nucleotides long. The record is from the annotation of a GenBank genome assembly. Lineage: Eukaryota; Viridiplantae; Streptophyta; Marchantiopsida; Marchantiales; Marchantiaceae.